AUGGACACAGCAAAGACACAUUGUGAGAGGAAAUGCCAGCGGGUUGCCCUCAACAAAUGGUCAAACUGUGUAGAAUUACACAAGACGAAGCAGGACGUUGCCUUGGAGAAAGUUGAGCGAGUUCUAAAUGGGCGGGUUGAGCGCAUAAUAAGCAGCAGGGUGUAUACAAGUGACUCAAGGAGGGCCAAAGAGUACUUUGAGAGGUUGCAAACAGGGUUUAUAGAAAUUGGCAACAAAGUCCACCAGAUUGGGGAAGGAUGUGACGGACUCUCAGCGCUCCCCACUAGCCUCUGAAUGAAGAUCUUCCAAUAUUUAGAGCUGCGAGACUUGCUGAAUUGUGCCGAGGUGUGCUGCACAUGGACAGCUGUCAUCCAGUCAGGCCCACUGUGGAGUCAGGUUAAUUUCUCUUUGGAGAAAGACUGGAUAACAGACUGCACAGUGAGGCAGAUUCUGCAGAACUACCGUCCAUUUGUCACCCACCUGAAUCUGCGUGGCUGCACAUCUCUGAAAUGGCCCAGCGUGAAAUGUAUAAGUGGAUGCAGGAAUCUCUUGGACCUCAUUUUGUCAAUGAGUGUUUUAAUGUUACAGUAAGGAUAAGAGGGCUGUCCCCGUUUGCUCCACUUGAAUCUUUCUUGCACACUUAUAACAAACAGAACAGACAGAGAACUGUCCAAGUAAACCUCCAUAUUGCAGUAUUUAAGAAUUGUCUGCACAUUUACAGAUAAAGGGUUUGUGAACCUCACCUCAACGAGAAGGAUUCAUGUUCCACACACAAUUUCCUCUCGGUCCUUCCAAAUAACUGUAAAUGGGUUCAGAUACAUUUCUGCCGGAUGCCCUUCGGUCAGGGUGAUUGUAAUCAAUGAGAUGCCCACGUUAUCAGACAGCUGUUUCUUGGCACUAAUUGCCAGAUGUCCCUGUCUGUCUGCCAUUUUCCUGCUCGGCGCUCCUCAUCUUACCGACUUUGCCUUUAAAGCCUUCGCUGAGGUCGCCGAGCUAAAGACUUUUAGGACACAGGAAAACAACCAACUCACAGACUCAGUCUGGAAGACCCUGUGCAGCAGCCCACCGGGCCUCUGCAGACUCCAGGGCAGAAUGACGGACACCACCGUCAAAUCUGUGCGCAGCCUCAACAACCUGCACAGCCUGGACCUUUCUCUUUGCAACAAGUUUGUGUACUGCGUGUAUCUCGGGGUGUGUGAUGCUGGGAUCCAGGAUCUGAUUGAAGGUUCCUCAUCCACCAAACCGAGAGACUGCAGUCUCAUCACAGACACAUCUGUAAUGAGGAUUGCGCAAAGAUUGUGUAAACCGUAUCAUCUCAACUUGAGUUAUUGUGAGGGACUGACUGAUGAGAGUGUCGAGUGGUUGAGUGGCAGCUCCGUCGGCUCUCUCGACACGAGCGGUUGCAACGUCAUGGAUCAGGUAUUGGCCUUGCGUCUCGAGGGAAUUCACUUGAAGUUAGUUCUUGCCGAAUGUCUCACUGAUGUUGGCAUAGAGAAGCUGUGUAAGAGCGCCAGACAUCUGGAGCACGUUGACGUGUCUCACCGUGUGGCUCUGUCGGACUCGGCCAUUAGAGCGGUUUCAUUUUACUGCAGAGGUCUGAUCACACUCGGGUGUCCCAAAGUAUACACACUUUGUCACACGCACACAGACAUUCAACUGCCUUUUAAGUGUGCAUUUCCCCCCAAAUGUUCUCUUUAUUUUCCCUCCAUCUUGCUUCAGGGAAUUUCUUCCCGCAGGGUGGCCGCUUUAAAGCUUCAGCCACAUCACUGGGAAUGGAGAACAUCCAUACUGGUUUGGAUAGAACAAGGGUCAAAUAGUGCCUCCACUCACAAGACCCAUCAAGACUGAUGAACCCGGUAAGUGGCGGAACA
This is a messenger RNA of Gasterosteus aculeatus aculeatus (three-spined stickleback), 1871 nucleotides long. The record is from RefSeq and is a predicted model, not a curated record. Lineage: Eukaryota; Metazoa; Chordata; Actinopteri; Perciformes; Gasterosteidae.